CUCACUCCUUCUCAUGAAUUCGACCUUACUGAAUUCAACUCUGCACCAGGCUGCGUCCUCCACCGCCCUCCCUUUUAGCAAACACCGAGGCCCAUUGCUUCUCCUCCUCCACCGGCUCUGACUGGUCAGAGUCCAGAGAGCUGAGCAGUCAGAGAGUGGACGACCAGCUGCAAGGACAUUUCUGCUCGGCUGUUCCCCUGAAGCUGUGCUGCCCCACUGAGAGGAUGAAGGUCUCUGUGGCUGCCUUCUUUCUCCUCAACAUCAUCCUCACCACUACUGCUGCUUUUUACAGCCAGCCAAAAAUUCCUGAGUCAGUGAACCAACCAUCCGCCUGCUGCCUGAAGUAUCAUGAGAGAGUGUUGCCAAGGAAACUGACUAUAGGAUACCGAAAGGCCCUCAACUGUCACCUGCCAGCAAUCAUCUUCAUCACCAAAAAGAACCGAGAAGUCUGCAGCAACCCCAGCAAAGACUGGGUCCAAGAGUAUAUCAAGGAUCCCAACCUACCUUUGCUGCCCUCCAGAAACUCGGGGCUUAAAACUGCAACAUCAAGGAAAGGCCAACCCCAGCUCCUAAGCUCCCCAUGAGGACCAGGCCUUAGCAGAAGCCCAAGCUCAUGGAAGGAAGGAACAAACCUAUGAAGACAGGGGCAGCUUUGUGCUCUGAACCUAGUACAGCCACAUUCAGAGAAACAGGCCAAUGAUUGAAAUAAAGGAAAUGUAUUUUGAAUAUUUUUUCAAUCUUGGGAAGAAAUGCCAAAGUUAAGGGAGGCAGGCAGAGAUACGUUCUUAAUACCCAGAAAAACUUCUCUCACGUCCUUCUCCUUGCUCUGCUUUCAACCCCUCCCCUCUCACCAACACACCAGCCAUUCCAACCCUGGUCCAAAACUCAAGCACGCAAUAAAUAAAACUUCCUCAAUUGCCAACUUCA
Molecule: messenger RNA, 927 nt
Organism: Microcebus murinus (gray mouse lemur)
Lineage: Eukaryota; Metazoa; Chordata; Mammalia; Primates; Cheirogaleidae
Gene: CCL16
Product: C-C motif chemokine ligand 16
Biological process (GO): eosinophil chemotaxis; chemokine-mediated signaling pathway; positive regulation of GTPase activity
Cellular component (GO): extracellular region
Molecular function (GO): CCR chemokine receptor binding; chemokine activity
Source: RefSeq, a predicted model, not a curated record